Alnus glutinosa is the source of this 1522-nucleotide messenger RNA. RefSeq names its product zinc finger protein WIP2-like. NCBI's taxonomy places the organism in Eukaryota, Viridiplantae, Streptophyta, Magnoliopsida, Fagales, Betulaceae. The record is from RefSeq and is a predicted model, not a curated record. Gene Ontology annotation, molecular function: DNA-binding transcription factor activity. The transcript is spliced from 2 exons. Bases 313 to 1281 code for a protein of 322 amino acids. Gene Ontology annotation, biological process: regulation of gene expression; anatomical structure development. Gene Ontology annotation, cellular component: nucleus.
CUACAGAAUGUUCCCCCGGUCUCUCUCUCUCUCUCUCUUGGGAAACAACCUGCAAGUCUAAUCUCUGACUUUAGCUUUGGCUUUUUCCUUUCUCCUUUUAUCAUCUUCUCUCCCUGUUAUUUGUCUUCUUGGUCUCCAGAGGGUAAUUUAAUUUCUUGACUUUCUUCACUCACUUUGAGCUUACUUUUCUCUUUUACUAGGAAAUUUUACCUUAGGUUCUCCCCUUCUCUCUCAAUAUUUAUACAUCAAUCUCGUUGCUAAGCACCAAGCCAUUCACCUCUUUGUUCUUCUUCCUAUCCAACAUCUUUCACCAUGGCAGACCCCUACUCCAAUUUCUUUAGAGGAUGCUUCAACUUCAUGCCUCUUUUGAAUUCUUAUCCUCCUCAUCAUUCCUUCUCGAACAACAUCAUUAACAACAAAUCUUUCAUUCAAUGCCAACCUUCUUCACCGCCUGUCAAAGAAGCUCUUCCUCUAAUAAAUAACUUAAGCCCUACAAGACAGGAAGAACAUGAUCAGUCCUCAAGUAGUGCAGUGGAAGAGGAAGAUGACAAGACCUGCAGGAACAAAGAAAAUGGUAGGGAAACUGUUACUGUAGCCCUACACAUAGGUCUCCCUAGCCCUAGUACAGAUCUGCAGGGCUGUAGGAUGAUCUCUCCUCCGGCAGAUGUACUGACAAAUAAGGAAGAAAUGAGUGUGGUUUCAGGGUACCCUUUGGACAGAUUCAACAAGGGUCAGUAUUGGAUUCCAAGCCCUUCUCAGAUUCUAAUAGGUCCUACUCAAUUCUCAUGUCCUGUUUGCUCCAAGAGCUUUAACAGAUACAAUAAUCUCCAGAUGCACAUGUGGGGUCAUGGAUCUCAGUAUAGAAAAGGACCACACUCUCUAAAGGGAACUCAACCAACAGCCAUGCUAAAACUGCCAUGCUACUGCUGCACACCAGGGUGCAAGCACAACAUCGAGCACCCAAGAGCAAGGCCUCUCAAAGAUUUUAGAACCCUCCAAACACAUUACAAGAGAAAGCAUGGGGCCAAACCCUUCAUGUGUAGGAAAUGUAGCAAGGCAUUUGCAGUUAAAGGUGAUUGGAGAACCCAUGAGAAGAACUGUGGGAAGAUUUGGUAUUGUACUUGUGGGUCUGAUUUUAAGCACAAGAGGUCUUUGAAAGACCACAUUAAGGCUUUUGGCAUCGGCCAUGGAGCUUUUGGUAUUGUUUGCUUUCGGGAAGAGGAUGAACCUGCAUCCGAUAUUGAAGUUGAUCAUGGUGAUGGUGAUUCCUCAAUGUCAUGAUCAGAUGAAUGAAAUUGAGUCUCUCUAACCUCUAGGUGAAUUCUCUCAGGUCAUGAUCUGAUAUUGAGCUUCACUUAGUUAUGUCUAGCUCAAGAUAUAUGAUAAAAGUUGCUUUAUGCUUUCUUUCAUUUCUAGCUACCUUCUGCUCCCAAUGUUGCCUUACAGUGUAAAUUCACCCAUUUUUCAAAGGAAUAGGCCAGGAAAGAAGUGCAAGUCUUGUGUUAGCUGGUGCCAUUAUAUA